UUAAUUAAUUUCUAAUCAAACACAUUUCAUAAAUUCGUUUGAAAAACGUUGCGUUGUGCACGGUUUUCAGUUUCAUAUUUUUAUUUUUGGCUUUUUUGGGACAGCGGUCAGCGGUGCCUAACCUCUCCUAGUAAAUACUCCUAUUUACACCAAAUAAAUGUCACCGACGAAGUGACAUUUUAAUUCAUAGUGAAAUCUACUUAUCACUGUUGUUUUCAGUUAAUCCCUAAUCACAAAUAUAUUGUCUGGCCGAUUUCAGAUAAUAUCACCCCUGACAUUAGUCGAAAAGAUAUUUCAAACUUUGGUCAAGCAUUAUAAUACAUUUUUAGGUUAGUUAACUAUGUAACACUAAAUGCGUUCUAUCAGGGACGGAUCGGAUCAGCGAAUAGGAUUUAUCAAAAAGAAAAAAAAAAACAAAAAUCUUACGUACAUAACCGUAAGAGAAGGAUUCCUUUUUCUGUUUACGCAUGACCACAUGUCUUUGGUAGUUCAAAACCGAGAUCUUUUAUAGUCUUUUCACGUAGACAGUCCAUGUGAUUUCCCUUAUCACAAUAUAUUAUUUAUGUUUUAAUAAAAUUAACUAGAUCUCGAUCCGUACAAGCGCACAAAUUUUUAUUUUUAUUUAUUUUUAUAUAAACAUUUUGUUUUCAAUUAUAAAGUGAUAUAUAUUAUAAUAUAUAUGUGUCUAUCAAUUUUUAAAACAUGAUAAGUUUAAAAUAUAUUUUUUAUUGAAUAGAUUAGAUUGUUUCAAACUUUCACAUGUAUUUGUAUCUUCUUCUAUAUAUAUAUUUUUGGAUUAUUAUUUCAUUAUUAAAAUCGUAACUAUAUAUAUAAAUAUUAGUAAAAUAUUAUUUUAUUGUCAUAUUCAAAAAUAUUGCAACAUUUCACAAAUUUAGAAAGCUUUUAAAAAAUUAAAAUUUUCGCUUCAUAGAUUUAUAUUAUAGAGUAAAUAAUUAAGCAUUUAGUUUUUGCUUAAUUUUUAAAAUAAACUAUAUAGUUUAAAAUUUGUUUUCAUUGGUGUAAGGUAGUGAAGAUUAAUCAUUGUUAGAUAAUAUGAUUUUUGUUAUUUAAAAAAAAUCUUUAUAAUUUUAAAAGUUAACAUCGACAAAUAUUUAAAUAAUUAACAUAUGGAGGUAUAAUUUUAAACACUAAAUUGCAUCUAUUUAAUUUAUACUAUCCAUAAAUCUAAUGGAUCAUCUAUUGUUUAAAUCAUAUUAUUGAUAGUCCAAUAAAAAUUUAUGGUAUGUCCAAUAUUUAAAUAAUAAGAUUAGAGAUUAAAUGUAACAUGAUUUUUUAUGAAUAUGUCCAUUAGAUCUGUUUAAAAAAAAUCACAGACUUCUGUUUUAAUAUAUAAGAUAUUUUUGAUUAAAUUUGAGUCACUUAAGAUAUUUUUGAUUAAAUUUGAGUCAAACUUUAAAUUUUUGUUCUAUUUUUUCAGCAAAAAAGUAAAUUUAUGUUUUUCAUUUAUAUAAUCAGCUACCGAAUAACCAAGUGAGAGAGGAUGAAUAGUUGCGAAAAGAGAGGUCACACUGAUAAUAUUAAUUUCAUGCCAAUAAUUUGGAGUAGGCAAAACAAGAAAGAAAUGAUCUGCACGCAAAUGUUAAUAACAUCAUGGCGAUCAACAGCAAGACAAUCAUGACAUCCCUAUCUACUAUGAUACCAAAAAUAGUCAUGAAUUAGUCACUAGCUAUUAACAAACUAAACAUUUCGUAGUAAUUUCUUAUAGAAACAACAAAAUCUAUAAAAAUAAAUAUAUGAUACUAAAAGUAUGAAUGAAAAUUUAAUUGGAUGUAUAUGUAAUAUCAUACAUCUAAUAACAACAUGGAAUUUACAUUGGACUUGUUGUUGUAUACAUGAUCAUUAUAUAUACUAAGGGAUACCUUGACCUAUUAUCCCAUCUCAAGUUAUAGUUCUCUUGCUUAGAAGUCACAAAGCAAUCCACUUUGGGUUCCAUGCCCAAUUUUCUCAUUUCUAGAGAAAUAAAGAUAUAUAUUGAUAAAAAGAUAUCUCACAAAUUAGCUUCUCUUAUCCCGCCAUUCUUCACUCCCUUAAGUGUUUUAGCUUAGCUUAUUCUCUUCUGUCUUCUCGGUACUCAUGAGAGCUGAAGAUAAUAACACUUUUGAUCUUAAUAACUUACCUGAUGAUCCUUCUAUAGACUUUUUCCCAUUCUUUAAAGAAGGCUCGUCUUCAUCUUCAUCCUCUGGAGGAUUUAGAGAGAAGCACAUCAAAGAUGGAAAAGAGUACGAAUGUAGAUUUUGUUCACUCAAGUUCUUCAAAUCCCAAGCUCUCGGUGGCCACAUGAACCGCCACCGUCAAGAGAGGGAGGCGGAGUCACUAAACAAAGCUCGUGAACUUCUUCGCAACAAUACAUUUCCUCCUCAUCAAGGACCUCCAUUUAGUUAUCAGCAUGGAGAUAUGCAUAUAGGAGACCCAAUAACACCAUACAAACCAAUGAUGUAUCCACCAAGAUUGUUCUCCCCCUCCGCACUUCUGCCGCCACCACCACUUGUGCAACCUUAUCUUUAUCCACCACGGUCUCCUACCCCACCGUUAUCGCUUCCUUACCAUUGCACCGACGACUACUAUUUGUACAACAAUGGUACACAUCACCAAACCUUAACCAAUAGCGGUUGCGGUGGUCGCUCACUGCCUGAAUCUAGAUACAUCUUCAUCGGUUCACCCGUGGCUAAUGGCUAUAGGGUUGCUCCUCCUCUUUCGCAGCCUCUACCUCCACAUCAUGGUUAUAAUUAAGGCAAUGGAACAAAUGUGUGUGUUUUAAUAAAAUUUUAUCCAUUAAUGUUAGAUUUAUCCAUAUUUUGUGGAAUAUUGUAAGAGACAUGCCAAAGUAAUUGAUAAUGAAAAACUGAAAUUCACACUGGAGAGGGAGUGUUGUAUUUUGGAGUUAUGUGAGAAGUUUGUAUUUGUAUGAAGGAGCAGCUUUAAACUAUUUUUAUUUUGUUUUUUCUUAUCAUCAUCUACCACUUUCUGGUUCGGAGCUGUUUGUGAGACCAAGUGUUGUCUCGUUCUAUAUUUGUUCUUUGAACUUUUCUUUUUCCUCUGGAGAUAUAAAAAGAACAUAGAAGUGGCGAAAGACUAGGGAGAGGAGAGAUCAACUUAGUUUUGGACUUCUUCUACUUGAGUUAUAACUAACUCUUAUGUUUAAUCCUUCCAAUUUACAUUUAUGAUUAGAGUAAAUUAGCUAAAUAUACUAACAAAUGUGGGAUAUCAUUGAAUGGAGGGAAAAUGGUAAUGUUGGGGGAAGAAAAUUGGAGGGAUAUAGGGUAUGAAGUGCAAAUAGGGUAAAAGUGGUGGGUAGAGAGUACAAAUUCUCUUAUGAUUUAUGAUUAUCUAUUUUUGCAACAUUUUUGAUAAAUAAAUUGUGGUCUUUAUGUUUAAUUUGUUUCGUUACCGAAUUCAUCGUCAUGACAUUAUACGUUACAAAUCUAAGAAAAUCUUCAGGCGCAAGUUGUACCAUCAAAAACAGACUUCGACGGUUCAAGUCGAUGCAGUCACACGUGAAUCUAACAUGUAGAAUUAUCGGUCGUAAUAUUAUCCAUGCAUAGUUUGUAAUAGUAUAAAUAAGUAACGUUAAUAAAAAUAUCUAAGAAAAUCCAAAAUGCAAAUCCAAAACGCAAACCUAAACAGAAAAAAAAACAAAGUUUAUAUCUUGUAAGUCAAAAUAGCGAUCAAGAGGGAAAGAGAGAGAUCAAAUGAGAUCUCGGCUGAAGCAUGUUUCUGUGAUAAAAGGAUAAAUAAAGAGCUAUUCAUGGAAAGAAAUAAAUCAUGAUUUUGUCAAAGAAGGCGAGCGAACAUCUCCAACCUUACUGCAAAUACUUUAAAAUGAAGUGGAUUAUGUAAUUUUUUUUUUCAUAACUGUAUAAUCCACUUCAUUUUGCAGUAAAUUUUAUAGUGGGGUUGGAGAUGUUCGAACCCUAUGGAUAUGUAAUCACAGUCUUCCCAAGAGUUAUAUGUAUAUAUAAAAAUAAAUGAACAAUCAGAAAGCGAAGGAGGGGAGUGAGAGGGAGAUUGAUUGAGUGGAUCAGUAAUUCAGUAUUGAUUUUGUGAAUGAGUUUAAAUUAAGGCCUAUUAAAAAGAAGUUGGACUCUUAACUGAGCCACUGAGACAUAAACAACUGUGGUAAGGACUUAUUGAUGCAGUUAAGUUUCUCUUGUUUCAGUCUGACGAUUGCACAACUGCAUGCGGUAAAGAGUAUCUUAUAUCAGCUUUUACUAUUUCUUAGCUUUGCUCCUCGGUUUCAAUUCUACCCUACUCCUAUAACUAUAUAAGUAUAUAACCCUUUUUGAGAAAACUAAUAUACGCUUUUUCUAGUACAAACUUGUUCAUAUAAAUAUGUUUUUUUUGGGAUAAAAUUCAUAUAAAUAUGUUUUACAAAUACAUUUCCUAAUCCAAGUCUACAUUAACAUUGAAAUCUAUGAUCAUCCGAUGAACCUAUAUAUAUAUAUAACAAUAUCUUAUGUCAACACAUAUACUGCUAAUUUGUAAUCAAUCAUUCAUCUCGACUAGCAAAGCGAAAUUAAACUUAUUACUUGACUAGAUCCACUUAUCUAUCUAAUAAGUAUAGUAAAACAUGUAUUUCCCAAUUAUCUGAAAUCAUGUAUUAUGGUUACAAAAUAGAAGUUAAUUGUAAAUAACAAGAUAUUUUUUUUUUGGACAACUGUGAAAACAACAUAUAUGCGUUUGAUAGAACAUAGAUGUAUGUAUGUAUAUGUGAAUCAUAUAUGUAUUACAUAGAACAUACACCCUUUUUUUGAGUCAAAUGAACAUACACCUUUCUACACAUGGUUCUAUUGUACAUCUAGUUAAGUACAAUUAUAAUAUGUACUAUCAAUAAAGUACACACAAAAUAUAAU
Brassica rapa (field mustard) is the source of this 4871-nucleotide messenger RNA. RefSeq names its product zinc finger protein JAGGED-like. Gene Ontology annotation, molecular function: DNA-binding transcription factor activity. Lineage: Eukaryota; Viridiplantae; Streptophyta; Magnoliopsida; Brassicales; Brassicaceae. The record is from RefSeq and is a predicted model, not a curated record.